UGACAGAGUAAUAAUUUUAAAUACGUAAAUAAUCGAUUCAACGAUUGUAUUAUUAAAAAAAUAUAUAUUUAUUAUACAUUUUUAUUCUUAUAUAUUAUACCUACAACAAAAAUUAUAUUAAUUUGUUAAAUUUUUUAAAUUAAAUAACCAGACAAAUUGGCAGUUUCAUUAGAGAAAAUAUCAUAUAACUUGACGUAACUUAAUCUAACAUAUGACAAUUCAUCGUUAAGAGGAAGUCAAGUAAUGGCAAUAGCGUAGAGAUGAGAUGAACGUCGCGACUCAAGGGACAGUCAUCAAGUUGUAGCAAAGUAAUACGAGGUGAUAAGUCGGCUAAAGCUGCAAAUAGACUGAGAAGUUUGAAAAUAUUGAAAUGCGUUAAUUAUUAUCCUUAAAUAAUGAUUAGAAAGUAAUUUUAUUUAUUAUCAAUUCAAGUGAUAAUGUUUCUUUUAAUAAACAUUUAUGCGUUAAUACUCACUCAAUCACUUAUAAGUGCAAAAGGUACCAUUGGAGAGCUGGACUCAAAGCGUCAAGCAGGAGGGUUUGAUUACCAAAAUACUGAUGCGUGGAAAGAUGAGUAUCCAUCGUGCGGUGGGAAUAAUCAAUCACCUAUCAAUUUGGACUUUGGAAAAUUUCGAGAAGUUGUUGAUCCUCGAAAACUUGAAUUUCAUGGCUACAACAAUAUACCAAAAAAAAUUUCUAUAGUCAAUAAUGGACAUUCAUUGGAAUUAGAAGGUCAUUGGCCAUAUAAUAAGCAUCCUUACAUAUCUGGAGGGCCACUUCAAAGUGAUUAUGUAUUUAAACAAUUACACUUUCAUUGGGGUGUUAAUAAUAAUGAAGGAAGUGAGCACACAAUUAAUGGUCAAAGUUUUCCACUGGAAAUGCAUUUAGUCCAUUAUAAAAAAGAUUAUGACUCUUUCAAAGAUGCAUUGAAUCACACCGAUGGAAUUUCAGUUGUAGCAGUAUUUUUUGAUAUACAAGACGAGGGCUCAGAGGGCAUAGCCAAUGUUUUAAAAAAUGCGACCAGUCUUUUACGUCCGAAUAGUCAUGUGAAUUUGGAACCAUUUGCUCUUUCAACUUUUGAUGGAAUUACUUCUGCGCCUAAAUAUGCUAGUUAUUAUGGUUCCCUUACUACUCCACCUUGUAGUGAAAGUGUCACCUGGAUAAUUCCAGUCACUGUUUUGGAUAUUACCGCAUAUCAGAUGAAAACAUUCAGAUGUUUAAAUUUUAAUCACAAAGAUUACCAUAAUUUUCGGCCGACGCAAAACACAAAUGGCCGCAUUAUAUACUUAUUUAAACAACCACCAAGCUGAAUAUUUAUUGGGAAUCAGUUACAAUUUUUAUUCGAAUUAAAUUUCUAAAAUCAAUUAUACUAAAAAAUUUUAUUGCUUAGAAAUUGAAAAAUUGAGGUUUUGGAGUUCCAGACAGAUCUUUUUUGUAUAUAAAAAAAAAUCCUAAUAAAAAUUUCUGAUUGUUUUAUCUCUAGUGGAAGACUAA
Messenger RNA from Microplitis mediator, 1494 nucleotides. RefSeq names its product carbonic anhydrase 7-like. The transcript is spliced from 7 exons. Bases 438 to 1310 code for a protein of 290 amino acids. Gene Ontology annotation, molecular function: zinc ion binding; carbonate dehydratase activity. The record is from RefSeq and is a predicted model, not a curated record. NCBI's taxonomy places the organism in Eukaryota, Metazoa, Arthropoda, Insecta, Hymenoptera, Braconidae.